CCUGUUUCUCUUUUCACCUUUUCCCCUUUGUUGUAUAUGCAAAACUUUCAAAAGCUUUUCGAUCUUUAUCGCUCUUCGGUUCUUCCAUCAUCUCAGGGUCUCAAUCUUCCGUUUUGACUGAUCCGCGUCCAGGACCAAAUCGAUACUCAAGUCCACCGCGAUUACCUAGAUUCACUAGCUAGGUCUCUCUCUUUUUAACGGCGGAUCUAAGCCAAGUUCUCUCCUCCUUUGUUCAGCUACGGCGAAGCUUUCCAGCUCAACUCCUCCCUCGCAGCAGCUAUGUUCUGGAAGCUCACCUCCCUCUCUGCCUCAUCUCCUGUGGAGACUAUUUUAGACAAAGAAAACUUCACAUUGGAAGAGCUUCUCGACGAGGAAGAGAUUAUUCAAGAAUGCAAAGCUUUGAAUAGCCGCCUCAUUAAUUUUCUAAGGGAUAAAGCUCAAGUGGAGCAGUUACUGCGGUACAUUGUGGAAGAAUCUCCAGAUGACGCUGAUAGUAAACGCGCUUACAAGUUCCCAUUCAUCUCCUGCGAAAUAUUCACAUGUGAAAUCGCUGUUAUUCUAAAAACUCUGGUGGAGGAUGAUGAACUGAUGGACUUGCUUUUUUCCUUUCUGGAACCAAACCGUUCUCAUAGUGCAUUGCUGGCAGGCUAUUUCAGCAAGGUUGUCAUUUGCCUUAUGGUCAGGAAGACUGCAGCGCUUAUGAAUUAUGUAAAAGGCCAUCAAAAUGUUUUCCGCCAGUUGGUUGAUUUGAUUGGAAUAACAUCCAUCAUGGAGGUUUUGGUUCGCUUGGUCGGGGCUGAUGAUCACGUCUACCCCAACUUUCUGGAUGUGAUGCAAUGGUUGGCUGAUAGCAAUUUACUUGAAAUGAUUGUGGACAAACUUAAACCAUCUAGUCCUGCGGAGGUUCAGGCAAAUGCAGCAGAAACAUUAUGUGCGAUUUCUCGGAAUGCACCGUCAGCUUUAGCUACACAGCUCUCUAGCUCUAGCUUCGUUGCUAGGAUAUUUGGUCAUGCUCUGGAAGACUCACACUCAAAAUCGGGUCUAGUUCAUUCGCUUUCGGUAUGCACCUCUCUGUUGGAUCCGAGGAAAUCUUCUGCGUCAUCAUCAUCCAUGUUCAAUUCUUAUAGAGGUCAGCCUAUUUUCGAGGCUCCUCCCGUCCCAGUGACCCAGGAGACUAUUGAUGCCAUGCUGCCUAAACUCGGCGAAUUGCUUAUGCUUCUCAGUGUAGCAUCUGACAGCACAGUAUUGCCUACAACAUAUGGUGAACUGAGGCCGCCUCUUGGAAAGCAUCGUCUAAAGAUUGUGGAGUUCAUUGCAGUUCUGUUGAGAACUGGAAGUGAAGCUGCAGAGAAGGAGUUAAUUAGUUCAGGAACAACUAAAAGAACACUUGAUCUGUUUUUUGAGUACCCAUACAAUAACGCUCUGCAUCAUCAAGUGGAGAGUAUUAUACUUUCAUGUUUGGAAAACAAGAGCUAUUUGCUGGUUAACUAUAUCCUUAGAGAAUGCAAUCUCAUUGGAAAAUUCCUCGCUUCAGACAGGGAUACAAAUCUCUCAAGUGAUAGCCAGCACACUGUAGCCGCCACUGGGAAAAAACCCCCUCGAGUUGGAUAUAUUGGACAUAUCACAAGAAUAUCAAAUAAAAUUGGACUGUUGAGUAACAGCAAUGGCCAGAUAAAGGCAUACCUUCAGGAAACCAGCGACUGGAAUGAGUGGCAAGGUAGCGUUCUACAGGAGCGCAACACUGUUGAGAAUGUCAACAGAUGGGGAUGCGGGCGACCAACUACAGUACAAGAUAGGACAAGAGAUAGCGAUGACGAUGACAGGGAUUACGAUGUUGCAGCUCUAGCCAAUAAUUUAAGCCAAGCUUUUAGAUACAAAAUGUAUGGAAACGAUGACAACGAAGAGGACCACCACAAUGCUCUCGACAGAGAUGAUGAUGAUGUUUACUUCGAUGAUGAAUCUGCUGAAGUAGUAAUCUCAUCCUUGAGGCUCGGUGAUGACCAAGCUUGUUUACAAAUUCGGAUUGGUUCACAUUCCAAGACAACAGAUUCGGCAGCACGCCCCCUGACACAGCAGGUUCCAAUACAAUAGAGGAAGCUGAACUGAACAGAGCCUUGAAUGCCAACACUAGCAGCAGUGACGACGACGAGGUUGUGGCUGGAGAAGAAGACAAUGAUCUAACAAGGAGUCCAGAAGAGAGUCCAAUGGGGUUCUCCAACUUCAACACGUUGGAUAAAACCGAAGAAGCUUUUGCAGAACAGCCACCUGAAUGGGUUGGGUGGGGAGAACCAUCAUCCGAGAUGCAAGUGAGUGGCACUGGUCUGAACCCAUUCAUUGAUAAUGAUGUCGACACACCAAUGCUUGAGGUUAAAACCGAACCAGUGAUUCAAAACGGGUCAGAAAGAUCGCUGUUCGAGGAGUAUGUGGGAGUGGAAGCAGAAGGGACAGAGAAAGCGAUGGAGCAGGCGAUGAAAGAAGGGAUAGUAGGGGAAGCUGGAGCAAUGAAGAGGAACAUGGAGAUGGUUGAGGACGACCAAAAGGCUGAGGAAAGUUUGGGAGUGAAGGAGUUUAACGAUAACAACUACUGGAAAGUGAAUCAAGAAGUUGGAGUUCUUGAGUCAAAAGAAACAGCCUGAACAAGUCAGUAAUCAUCUUGUACAGUACUAUAAUUUUUGUAUAAGAGUGUUGUGUAAGUCUCUCUGUGAACAAAGCUUUGUUUCUUUACUCUUUUCAUUGUUAGGUUGCUUUGCCUUCCACAAAGGUUGUUCUUGAGCAGACAUUUAAACUCGUUUAGUGUUUUAGUUUAUCUCUAGAUUUCAAAA
Molecule: messenger RNA, 2822 nt
Organism: Brassica napus (rape)
Lineage: Eukaryota; Viridiplantae; Streptophyta; Magnoliopsida; Brassicales; Brassicaceae
Product: serine/threonine-protein phosphatase 6 regulatory subunit 3
Exons: 18
Coding region: 280-2091 (603 amino acids)
Molecular function (GO): protein phosphatase regulator activity; protein phosphatase binding
Source: RefSeq, a predicted model, not a curated record